Pocillopora verrucosa is the source of this 2516-nucleotide messenger RNA. NCBI's taxonomy places the organism in Eukaryota, Metazoa, Cnidaria, Anthozoa, Scleractinia, Pocilloporidae. The record is from RefSeq and is a predicted model, not a curated record.
AAUCAACCCAAAACCUUAAUUUCUCAGUCGAAAGGAAAAGAAAUCGACAAACUCCGACAGUCACUGUUGGCAGACUCCGCAACGAAAACUGAUUUUGUCUCUGUGUUCAAUUUCAAGUCUACUUACAAUUUUACAAUCUGUACUCCAAGGUUAGGGAAAUAUGAAAUACUGUAGCACUCGAGGAAAGGUGCAGGCUGAAUCAUUUGAGGAUGUGCUAUUCAGUGGCUUCACUAGUGAUGGGGGAUUAUACAUGCCUGAGAGAAUUCCAGUUGUGGAUGAAUGUACACUGCAAAAAUGGAAGAGUCUCUCAUAUAUGGAGCUUGUGAGUGAAGUGACUUCUUUGUUUAUCCCUCCAGAAGAAAUACCACUAGAGGAAUUAAAAGGUUUGUCAGUUAACCUUUUACAUCCUGACAUCAAUCUCAUUACCAACGCAUAUGCUGAAUUUCAACACAAGGAUAUUGUGUCCCUGGCAGCAGUGAACAACUUCCAUGUGUUAGAAUUGUUUCAUGGCAAGACAUUGGCAUUUAAAGAUUUUUCUCUGGCAUGUGUUGGGGCUUUCAUGGAUUACUUUCUGAACAAGAGAAAGAAACAUGUUAUUACUGUAGUGUCAACUUCUGGUGACACAGGGAGUGCUGCCAUUGAAAGUGUAAGGAAAUCAAAGUGGGUUGAUAUCAUAGUAAUGUAUCCUGAAGGACGCUGCAGCCAGAUUCAGGAACUUCAGAUGACAACAAUUCUUGAUGAGAAUGUACAUGUCAUCCGAGGGGAAGGUUCAUCAGAUGACUUAGAUGUACCAAUGAAAAAGUGUUUUUCAGACGAUGCAUUUGCAAAAUCAAAUAAUCUUUGUGUGGUAAACUCGAUCAACUGGUGUCGCAUAAUGGUACAAACAGUGCAUCUUCUAUAUGCUUACUUGAGGGUUUGUCGCAAUGUUGGAGACAUAGUGAAGUUUGUAAUACCAUCAGGAGGACUUGGACAUUGCACAGCUGCCAUGUGUCUGUAUAAAAUGGGUGUUCCUCUGCAAGUGGUGUGUGCAGUCAAUGAGAACGACAUUGUGCACAGGACCCUAUCAUUGGGUGACUUCAGUCCCAGUGGAGAUGUGAGGCAUACAUGGUCAUGUUCAAUGGAUAUUGAGAUUCCUUAUAACAUGGAACGUCUACUGUUGCUCUUUUCUGACAUGAAUUAUGGUCGUGUUGAUUCACUGAUGAGAGACUUUGAACAGAAUAAGUCACUGAUUAUACCUGAAGAUUUAAAAGGAGAGAUGUGUAAGGUCCUCUCUUCUGCCUCUAUGUCAUGUGACCAAACACUUAAAACAAUGAAGGAAUGCUGGGAUGAGAACAAGUACCUUCUUUGCCCACAUACAGCUGUUGGUGUCAAAGUGGUCUGGGACCAAAGACAUGCCAGUGAUCUUAAGACACCCAUCAUAUGCGUAGCCACAGCAAGUCCCGCCAAAUUCCCGGAGGCCGUCAGGGCUGCUGGUAUUGAAAUGCCGCCGUACCCGCAGUUGGCCGAGCUAUUCACCAGUCCCACAAGGUACACGGAAAUGAAGAAAGGAGAGGACUGGUAUCAAAUAUUGAGAGACAUGAUAAAAGAUAUUUCCCGCAAUAAACAUCACAACGAAAACAAUGGCACAGAAAAUGGGAGUGAAGACAGGUAGAAAAAAACCGACUGAGUUUGGAAUUUUUGAUCAUUAUUUCUGACAGUGACUUUAUCGUAGGCGAAUAUUAAUUAAAGUUAAUUUAUUAUUUUAAGUAAUGGGAUUGUAUUUUGUAAAUCAGUGUGCUUUUAUCACUAACCAUGGUUUUCAGUGAAGAAGACAAUUCCAAUGGGUGCAAUAAAAAUCUAAAAUCACUGCUAGAAUUGAUGUUCCCUGACUGUAUGGUGAGGUGUACAAUGGAUAUUAAAAGACGAAGCGGUCGUAAUUAUUAAUACGUUAAACGUUUCCAUAAAGGUUUACUUUCUAGCUGGUCAAUGCCAAGAGAUUAUCAAGGUCGAAAUCAGAUACGGCAGCUUGAAGACAUUCUAGAGUUCACAAAAGUCAGUUUCACAAAGAUAACUCCCUAGAUCUGAUUGUUAAUUCUCCCCUCUGGCUGCUACAGAUUUCCUUGGGAAUAAGUUACGAGAAUUUGGUGUUAAAUCAAGAUAACAACUUCUACCUGAUACAUUUGGGUAUUCUCAUCACCUGUUUUCUGGAUAGUGCAUGAAUAUAGUAGGGAGAAGUUACUUGUUAAUCACUUCUGGGGGUUAAAGGGUUAAGAUAAUUUGGUUUUAGCAACUGAGUUGAUGGUGUAAAUUGGCCAUCGUAAAGAGUUUCUAAAACUGACGUUUGAAGCCUUAUCCCUUUGUCCGAGCGAAGGGCGCGCCCUUCCGAACAAUAUCACCCCUAAAUCAAGCACGAAGUACAUGAGAAUUGACAAAAUGAUCGCGAACUCAAGAAGCUCUUGAUUGUCAGACAAAUUCUCCUUCUAAGUACCAUCUUGAAAUGUGUAGAGAACAGUGUGGAGAAUUUGCAUACUGAUGUU